Molecule: messenger RNA, 1903 nt
Organism: Humulus lupulus (European hop)
Lineage: Eukaryota; Viridiplantae; Streptophyta; Magnoliopsida; Rosales; Cannabaceae
Product: CBL-interacting serine/threonine-protein kinase 25-like
Exons: 1
Coding region: 355-1704 (449 amino acids)
Biological process (GO): signal transduction; protein phosphorylation
Molecular function (GO): ATP binding; protein kinase activity
Source: RefSeq, a predicted model, not a curated record
UACCAAGCCAGUCCAAUCCAAUACCGCUCAUUCCAGACACCUAAAAAAAGCCUGAAAAAAAGAAAACCAUGUCUUCCAAUCGUUACAUAACAACAAUAACCGUGUUACCAAACACUAGUCAUACCUCACUCUAUUUUCUACCUCUUCAAUCGCCAUAUUUAUAGCUCUAAGUCAUACUAAUUAAGUCUUUGAUACCAAGAAAAACGUUUCUUUUAGCCCUGGUUUUGUGUCAGUUUUCCGGGGUCUUGAUCAUGAUUCGUUUUUUCCAUUCCGAUCGUUUCAUUCACUACCCAAGUUAGAUCUCCACUUUUUCUCACCUGGGUGAUUUAUUUAUGAUCGAAUUAAACUCAGAAAAUGGACGAAGAAGAGCAGCAAAACACGAAGAUGCAGGACAACUUUCCCAGAAACAUUUUGUUUGGGAAAUACGAGAUGGGAAGGCAACUUGGGCAAGGAACCUUCGCCAAAGUCUACUACGGGAAGAAUCUGGUGACAGGUGAGAGCGUGGCGAUUAAGGUUAUAAACAAGGACCAGGUGAAAAAAGAAGGCCCAAUAGAUCAAAUCAAGAGAGAAAUCUCAGUGAUGAGAUUGGUUCGUCAUCCAAAUAUUGUGGAGCUCAAAGAAGUCAUGGCCACAAAAGGAAAGGUUUACUGCGUUAUGGAGUAUGUUAAAGGUGGCGAGCUCUUCGCCAAGGUCUUGAAAGGAAAAUUGAACGAAGACGUGGCUAGAAAGUACUUUCAACAAUUGGUAAGCGCCGUUGAUUUUUGUCACAGUCGUGGAGUUUCACACCGAGAUUUGAAGCCCGAAAAUCUUCUCUUGGAUGAGAAUGGAGAUUUGAAGGUAUCAGAUUUUGGUCUCUCUGCUUUGCCGGAGCAGCUCCGAAACGAUGGAUUGCUCCACACGCAGUGCGGCACACCGGCGUAUGUGGCGCCGGAGAUCUUAAAAAGAAAAGGGUACGAUGGAGCCAAGGCCGAUAUAUGGUCUUGUGGCAUAAUUCUCUUCGUAUUGCUAGCAGCGUAUCUUCCAUUUCAAGACGAGAACGUCAUGAAAAUGUACAGAAAGGUUUUCAAAGGACAGUACGAGUUUCCGCAAUGGUUUUCCGAGGAGUCAAAGAGCUUGAUAUCCAAGCUCUUGGUUGUUGAUCCGGUGAAGAGAAUCUCCAUUCCGGAGAUAAUGAGAAACCCCUGGUUUCAAAAGGGUUUCACUCGUCCCAUAGCAGAGUUUUCGAUUGAAGAAAACAAAGACGACGAAGAAGAAGAAGUAGUGGAAACCAAGUCUCCAUCAUCGUCUUUAUCUCCUCCGCCGUUUUACAACGCGUUCGAGUUCAUCUCUUCAAUGUCGUCCGGUUUCGAUUUGUCGAGCAUGUUCGAGAGCAAGAGGAAGUCACGGUCGAUGUUCACGUCCAAGUGUUCAGCCAUGGCCAUCUUAACGAAGCUUCAAUCGGCGGCGAAGAAGCUCAACUUCGGGUUCUCGUUGGAGAAGGAAUACAAGGUAAAGAUGAGUAAAAAAGUGGAAGGAAGGAAAGGGAAGCUGGCGGUGGUGGUGGAGGUUUACGAGGUGGCGCCGGAGCUGGCCGUGGUGGAGUUCUCGAAAUCGAGCGGCGACACGCUCGAGUACGCCAAGUUCUGCGACGAGGAUGUUAGGCCAGCGCUAAAGGACAUCGUUUGGAGUUGGCAAGGAGAUGAGAGUAACCGUCACCAACUGUAAUACCAAUAUUCUAAUUAGGCUUAAUUUAGUUCAAUUUCUUAGGUUAAUGCAAUAUAGUGUAACUUGUUUCAAAAUUAUUAUUAUUAUCAUUAUUUUUGGGGCUUGUUAAUUAUUCGCGUGGGCGCCUGUAGUGUAGUGUAUAUAAUGUGUAUUUUCGGAAAAUUUUGGGAUGAGUAAAUUUUUUUUCUUCUUUUGGUUA